AUCCUGCUAGCCCGCUUUCGUUUUCAGCAUGAACCAAACCUUCUACACGCCGAUAAACGAACCCUAUCACCAACACCACUACACUUAUUUACCAACAAGUACAAUUAACGGACAAAAAAACAAGAAGGGGAACAACACUCCAACAACAAGUUCUCCCAACAAUAACACCAACAAUCAAGACAACAAUACUCUUCCUUCCUUUGUAAAAACCACCUCUGCAUUGUUGGAUUGUGAUCGCCAACAACAACAACAAAAUAACAACACUGCAUCAUCAUACCUGUACAAUAAUCAUGGAAUCUAUAAUGAAGCACCUUCACCCUCUGUCCACCACCAACAACAACAAGAUAAUAACAUUCUGCCACCUUUAUCCUCUCUGUUACCACCUGCUGUAGAUAUCAAUUCCACUACUAAAUAUAGUUCUAAUUACCCACACCCACUCAAUAACAUGAAUAUGUCUUUUGUUCCUCCAAACGUAUCAUCGCCAUUUAACUCUUCAAGACCUCACGACAUCUAUCAACCAAUAUCUUCUCCUGUUAGUAAUGCAAGUCGUUCUACUACCGAAUCACUCUCACGAAGGAACUCUAUAUCUUCAUCUGCCACAAGCUCUCUUGAUACUCCAGAAAAUCAAAAGAGGAUCUUCCAGACCAUGAUAUCCAGAGUAAUGAUCAAGGAAAAUAAGAAAGUUGUAAAGAUUAACCAACAACAACAGAGUUCCCUUUUGAUGAAAGUAUUGAAAUUCAAUCAACUUAAACUUGCCCAAAUGAUGGCCCAAUCAAACAGGUCACAUCAUACCAUUUCUGCUCAAUUGCUAGAUAACGGCGGAAAGUUAGAUGUUUAUGUUUUGGCUAGAAGGAAAAACAUUGGUGUAAAUAGUGUUUCCAAUAUGGAAAGAAGAGUUGACUGUUUCAAGUUGGACGAUUAUUCCUUCAACAUUGUUGUUCUAGAACCAAACCACUAAAAAAUUGUAAAAUAACAUUCCAAAAAAACAAAUAAAUAUUUAUUCAAU
Molecule: messenger RNA, 1006 nt
Organism: Naegleria gruberi
Lineage: Eukaryota; Heterolobosea; Eutetramitea; Acrasida; Naegleriidae
Exons: 1
Coding region: 29-958 (309 amino acids)
Source: RefSeq, a predicted model, not a curated record